Messenger RNA from Spodoptera littoralis (African cotton leafworm), 336 nucleotides. The record is from the annotation of a GenBank genome assembly. Lineage: Eukaryota; Metazoa; Arthropoda; Insecta; Lepidoptera; Noctuidae.
AUGAGACCGGUUCCUUAUUCUGUAAAAAGUAGGCUUUGCGUCGUGGAUUCUUGGCAAGGACACGCGACUGGUGAGCGGACGAUGCGCGCGAUGCUCAGCGCUUUAAUUGUCAAAAUUGCGCCCGCACCGCUUUUGAUGUCGCCGACAAGUCCCCGCUGUGAGACUUGUGGAUUCCAAAACACACGAGCAAUUAUUGAACACUCAUAUUUGCUAAUGAAGUGCAGAUGUGCCUCUGUGAGUCUGUACUGCUUUGUUAUUAAUAUUGGGAGCGAUAAAAGAAAGAGUGCAUUAUCUUAUUUCGACUUUUUGACUUAUUCGCAAACGAAUGAUUUAUGA